AAGGAAAGUUGUUCUGGAAGGAAUGCUGCUAAGUCAUGGGAACUGCUCAUGGAAGGCAGUUUCUGCAGAAUGAAUUAGGGUGAAUGAAAUAGGCUCGAAUCUUCCGAGUGGCUCUUCUGAGGUGCUUCAUCGGUGACGUCACACAGAUUGUCACCGCCCUCAGUCUACUUUAGGCUCUGCUGAGAGUCCAAGAGUCCAGGCAGCCAGGGAGACAGCAGGAGUUGGAGGCUGAAUUGGAGAGAGUAAGGAAGAAGCGUGCCAUAGCCCAGGUGUGUCCUUGACCCCCAUCAGGAGGUGAAGACAAGCCGGAAGGCGAGUCUGCCGGAAGUUGAGGCUGCCGGAAGUCCUCCCCAGCCAGUGUGAGGAUGGAGCGGUCCACCCAGGAGCUGUUCCUCAACUUCACCGUGGUCCUCAUCACUGUCCUCCUCAUGUGGCUCCUUGUGAGGUCCUAUCAGUACUGAGAGGCCAGGAGUUGUUCCCAGGCCUGCCUAGAUGCCCUGGGGGUGCCUCCUGCCUGCCCUGAGAGCCCACAGCUGGCAUGGGGUGUCACUCUUGGCACCCCCAAGCUCCUCUGACCCACACUCACAAUGCCUGACCUAUCCCAGCACUAGGAGUGAUCAUGUGUUCUGUAAAGAUGCUGCUUGCAUGGCCUGCCUGGUGACCAGUGAACACUAGAGCUAGCCCCAACUCCUACUGCCCAUGGGUUAGACAGGCUACAAGGUCAAAGGCAAACUGGAUUCAUGAUGCUGCCACACCAGAACAGUCCCUGAUGUGUCUCAACACACUCUCUCCCCCACAAUCCGCACUGCCUGUAACCAAACUCUCAUUCAACCCGCCAGAAGCAAUGCUAGAGGAAGUCUCUGUUAACUUCUCUAACUCUCAUGUCAAUAAAGUCAACUCAACCCUGAA
This is a messenger RNA of Dipodomys spectabilis (banner-tailed kangaroo rat), 909 nucleotides long. It is a transcript of the gene Sln, whose product is annotated as sarcolipin. Gene Ontology annotation, cellular component: membrane. The record is from RefSeq and is a predicted model, not a curated record. NCBI's taxonomy places the organism in Eukaryota, Metazoa, Chordata, Mammalia, Rodentia, Heteromyidae. The transcript has 3 exons. Gene Ontology annotation, molecular function: enzyme regulator activity. Bases 366 to 461 code for a protein of 31 amino acids.